Molecule: messenger RNA, 774 nt
Organism: Eucalyptus grandis
Lineage: Eukaryota; Viridiplantae; Streptophyta; Magnoliopsida; Myrtales; Myrtaceae
Exons: 3
Coding region: 1-774 (257 amino acids)
Molecular function (GO): protein binding
Source: RefSeq, a predicted model, not a curated record
AUGAAAGGCCAUGUGGAUAUGUUGGAAUACUUGGUCCAAGCGAGACCUAAUGCAGCCCAUAGUGUUGUCGAACAUGGCCAGAUAAUCCUGCAUUUAUGCGUGAUGCAUAAUAGACUAGAAGCUUUGAAACUUUUGAUAGUUAUCUUGGGCGAUGAUCAGUUCAUCAACUUGAGGGACAGAUAUGACUACAUGAUUUUGCAUUUGGCUACUGCAAAUAGAGAAACCAAGACCAUGCUCUUCUCGACUAAUAAAGGAGUUAAACCAAACAUUAAGAACUCCAGAGGUUUCACAGCAUUCGCCGAAAGUGAGGAAAAAAAGAGAAAAACAUAUAACAGCUUCAUUGCAUCGCUUAGUAUCCUUGUGCUUUUCAUAAGUGGUCUUCCUCCAAAGCGGCAUUGGAUCACCACGAGGAUUGUAAUGCUGAUUAUGUGGGUUGCGAUAAGCUUCGCAAUGGCAACUUAUGCCAUCUUUGUAUUUGUCUUCACACCAGCAAGCGAACUGAAAACUUUCAUUGGUGCAAUUGGACUUGUGGUGCUAACAUGGGUUGGGUUGAUGGCUCUUCUUUUUUGUGUCGCUUCGUUUAAUCCUGAAAUUGGUAUGCAAGGUUCUGGAAUUCGUCCACAAAGCCUCGACAGAACGCAGGCCAGAGGAUCAUACGGUUUAGUGGCUGUAUAUAGCUGCAAAUGUGUUUGUUACAGAAGAAGCACCCUGAGACCUAAGGCCAUAAAAGAGGAGAUGCUAUACAGUGCAUGCUUUGUUCAGUGUGCCGAUUAG